UAUAUGUUCAUCUUUAAUCGGACAUUGUGCAUUAAAAAACCCGACCACACAAAUCCCUGGGCACCUUUGUGUUUUUUUGACACUGUUUUAUGUCAAUAAAGUUAUUUCAAACAAACACGCUGACGUCAUUUUGCAAUGGCAGCCAGCAGCACAGCGGUGUCAGUUCUUGCUCCAAAUGGACGAAGACAGACCGUAAAAGUCUCCCAAAACACACCCCUACUUCAGGUUCUCGAGGAAGUGUGCAAGAAACAAGGGUUUAAUCCAGAUGAGCAUGGACUGAAGUUUCAGAGGAAUGUGCUGGAUCUGACGGUGCAAUGGAGGUUUGCCAGCCUGCCAAACAAUGCCAAGUUGGAGAUAGUGCCAAGCACCAGCCAGCGUGGAGGGGCAGAUAGCACGGUCCGGAUUGCACUACAAUUAGAGGAUGGAUCUCGUCUGCAGGGUUCUUUCCCUAGUGGCCACAGCCUAUGGGAUCUGCUCAGCCACUUCCCCCAAACCAGAAUAUCCAAACUGGAGGUGCCAGGAGCCACACCAGUCUGUGUUUACAUGAGAGAUGAGGUCAGUGGAGAAGAGGCUCUUAAGAGGACCACUCUGAGGUCUCUAGGCCUAACUGGUGGCAGUGCCAUACUGAGAUAUGUACUGAAAGCAAGUAACACUCCAGGGAACAAUGAGCCCAUGGAGACAGGUGCAACCCUAACUGGCACAGCUGCCCCUGCACCCCGGCUUUCUCCUGCUGUUAAGACCAUGCCUGAUGAACCCGAGCAUGCCCCAGUACCUGCGGAAUCCCCUAGUCCUCCUUCUCAAAACCCCAAAGAUGCUGCCCAAAUGUGCCAAGCACUCCCUGUACAACAGGAACAGGUAGACCUCUCUCGAGACCAGCAGCAAGUUGUGCGGCCCAAAAUCAAGCAAGUUGCUAUUCAGAUGCCUCAGGAAGCCAGUUCUGUGCCACAGGUGGACGAGGAGCAAGCAGGUCCGUCCCUCAAAUAUCAUUCCCACUCAGUUACGGCCAGCAACUUUGUGCCUUUCUCUGGUGGUGGGCAAAGGCUUGGAGGACCUGGAGGUGAUGAACAGAGAGCCUGCCCUUCACCGGCAUCAUCGUCUUCCUCACCACUCUCCAGUGGGCCUCCAAAAGCCAAGAAGGCCAAACCAAGUCAUGAAGUCCAGCAAUCUUCUAGUGCCACAUGCAAAGGAAAGGACUCGGAGGAUACAGAGGAAUAUCUGGAGCCGGUGGACAGGGAACCGCUUGUCUUCCACCUGGACACAGCAGCACAGCGGCAAUGUGAUGACAAGGAGCUGCCAGACGAGUUCUUUGAGGUGACGGUGGACGAUGUGAGGAAGAGGUUCUCACAGCUGAAGAGCGAGAGGAGGGAGUUGGAGGAGGCCCCUCUGAUGACACAGUCUUUGAGGGAAGCUCUGAAGAAGGAGAAAAUAAAUAGAUAUCCCAAGGUCGUGCUGAGAGUUCAGUUCCCUGACAGACGAGUCCUCCAAGGGUUUUUUAGACCGCUAGAAACAGUUGCUCUUCUGAAUCAGUUUGUAAGGACUCAUCUACAGGAUCCUGAUCUCCCCUUUUACCUGUUCAUUGCACCUCCGAAAACCAAGCUGGACGACCCCAGUGUUACUCUGUUUCAGGCCAACCUCUUCCCUGCUGCUCUCGUGUACUUUGGCUCGGACGUGAAGACAGAAUGCUAUUUGCGCAAUGAUCAUGUGGACAGCAGUGUCUCUGCCCUGCAGGCCGAUGAGCUCAUCGCUGGCUGUAUGCCCAGGUCUCCAGCUUCAUCCUCCAGUUCACUGCCCCUUGAGGACGCUCUCCCUCUGCAAAGCGAGUCUAACGGAGCUCCCAGGAGCCAGGUGAACCUUGAGGACCACAGUGAUGAGGAAAGUCAAGCACCUAAACUGGUUCGCACAGACCCUGCAAAGGUGCCCAAGUGGCUCAAGCUGGCAGGAAAGAAGUAAUGAUCAUGGAGUCACUAACUGGUUAAGGAGAGGACUGGAGACUGGCUAACUCAGAAGGCGACUCGUCUGAAGGCCCUUGAUGAUGUCAAUAACAAAAACAAGAUGUUCAAAGCCCAUAGCUGCCAAUGCCAUUAGAUCCAGCCCUAUAGAUCUUUGGUGAUUAAUGAGAUGCUGUGUUCAUUAAAGCUGAGAUGUCAGUUGCCAGUGA
This is a messenger RNA of Tachysurus fulvidraco (yellow catfish), 2158 nucleotides long. RefSeq names its product ASPSCR1 tether for SLC2A4, UBX domain containing (gene aspscr1). The coding region runs from base 136 to 1950 and encodes 604 amino acids. The transcript has 17 exons. NCBI's taxonomy places the organism in Eukaryota, Metazoa, Chordata, Actinopteri, Siluriformes, Bagridae. The record is from RefSeq and is a predicted model, not a curated record. Gene Ontology annotation, molecular function: protein binding.